Molecule: messenger RNA, 6087 nt
Organism: Anolis carolinensis (green anole)
Lineage: Eukaryota; Metazoa; Chordata; Lepidosauria; Squamata; Anolidae
Gene: avl9
Product: AVL9 cell migration associated
Exons: 16
Coding region: 131-2062 (643 amino acids)
Cellular component (GO): cytoplasm
Source: RefSeq, a predicted model, not a curated record
CGCCCUCCGCCUUGGCGCAUGCUCAGUGGCCGCCUCGCGCCGCUCGUCCUGAGGGGCGCUACUCUUGCCGCCGAGUGCAGGAAGAGCCUGUCAAGAGUGGAGGCGUCGGCGGCUCUCCUUCCUUCCCUUCAUGGAGCGGAGGGGCCGAGCGCAGGGCGACCUCCCGGCCCGAGCUUCCAAGGGGCCGGUGCUGCAUAUCGCCGUGGUCGGCUUUCACCACAAAAAGGGCUGCCAGGUUGAGUUCUCCUAUCCUCCACUCAUCCCAGGAGAAAGCCAUGAUAGUCACAGUUUGCCAGAAGAAUGGAAGUACCUGCCUUUCCUUGCAUUGCCAGAUGGUGCUCACAACUAUCAAGAAGACACUGUGUUUUUCCAUUUGCCACCAAGAAGUGGAGAUCGGAGCACAGUAUAUGGUGUCUCAUGUUAUAGGCAAAUUGAAGCUAAGGCAUUGAAAGUACGGCAAGCAGAUAUUACCCGAGAAACAGUACAGAAAAGUGUUUGCGUUCUGUGUCAGCUGCCUCUAUAUGGGCUUCUCCAGGCUAAACUACAACUCAUUACACAUGCCUAUUUUGAAGAAAAGGACUUCUCACAAAUUUCAAUUCUUAAGGAACUUUAUGAACAUAUGAACAGCUCGCUGGGAGGAAGCUCAUUGGAAGGAUCACAAGUUUAUCUUGGUCUAUCUCCACGAGAUCUUGUCCUCCAAUUUAGACACAAGGUCUUGAUUCUUUUUAAGCUGAUUCUUUUAGAGAAAAAGGUUCUCUUUUAUAUCUCUCCAGUGAACAGGCUUGUGGGAGCCCUUAUGACUGUCUUAUCCCUCUUUCCUGGUAUGAUAGAACAUGGUCUUACUGACUGUUCACAGUACCGGCCAAGAAAGAGCAUAACAGAGGAUGUUGGUCAGCAGGACUUCCCCCCUCUGGAUUAUUAUGUUUCAAUGUCUUCUACGGCACUUUCAAAUACAAACCUUGGAAUGACAGGAGAACAGCAGGCAUUGUCUGGAAACCAAGAGGAUGAACCUUUAUUCCAGACUGAGGACCAUCUUCAUGAAACCCUGUCCUCAAAGGACACCGAGCAGCAUUUGAAGCCUCCAUCCCGCACUUCUCCAGAAUCCUCUGAAAGUGACUGGGAAACCUUAGACCCUAGUGUUCUAGAGGAUCCCAAUUUGAAAGAAGGGGAACAUGAAAUCCCUGCAGCAGCAGGACAGACUGAAAUCCUCCCAAAGGAAUCUGCAAUCUCUGAAAGCAUUCCAAUUACUGUGCAGCCUCAACCUAACGCAGGCCAUGCAGUGCUUGUUCCUGGACUUAUAUCUGGUUUGGAAGAGGACCAGUAUGGCAUGCCAUUAGCUGUCUUUACCAAGGGUUACCUUUGUUUGCCCUAUAUGGCACUGCAGCAACACCAUCUCCUCUCUGAUGUCAGCAUUCGAGGCUUUGUUGCAGGAGCCACCAAUAUCCUCUUCCGUCAACAGAAGCAUCUUAGUGAUGCUAUUGUAGAGAUUGAGGAAGCUCUUGUCCAGGUACAUGAUCCAGAGCUCAGAAAGAUUUUGAAUCCUACAACAGCUGACCUGAGGUUUGCAGACUUCUUAGUGAAGCAUGUAACUGACAACAGAGACGAUGUGUUCCUAGAUGGCACUGGCUGGGAAGGAGGAGAUGAGUGGAUCCGAGCCCAGUUUGGUUCCUAUCUCCAUUCGCUACUUGCUGCUACUCUGCAGCCAGACAGUGAAAAAAUAUUGUCAGAUUUUGGGACAACUUUUGUAGCAGCUUGGAAGAACACCCACAAUUACCGAGUAUGGAACAGCAACAAACACCCAGCUCUUGCAGAGGUCAACCCUUGCCACCCAUUCCAAGGACAAUACUCAGUUUCAGAUGUAAAAUUAAGAUUAUCACAUUCAGUUCAGAAUAGUGAACGGGGUAAGAAGAUUGGAAAUGCUGUGGUCAGUACCAGUCGGAAUGUUGUACAGACAGGAAGAGCUGUAGGUCAGUCAGUUGGAGGAGCCCUCACAAGUGCAAAAUCAGCCAUGUCCUCAUGGUUUUCUACUUUCACCCAAUCAACACACAGCCUUGGGGAGUAAGAGUUCAGCAGGGGAUCAAAUCUAUGCGUAUAUUUUAAGGAACCAAGAGCAUUUGCUUUUAAAAUGCACAAGAAUGUAGGCAGCAUGAAGAUGAUGAUGAUCUUGAAAUCUGUAUCGCAGGAUGUCACUUUGCAUUCAUGCCUAUUUGUGUUUUAAACCCAAGCCUUGCUGUAGGAGAGAGGCUUUAUUUUCCAAUGUAUGCUGUUCUCUGAGUGGUGAUCUAUGUAAAUUUUGCUGUAUUUUAAGUCCAAUUGUCUAGACUUUUUAAAAAAUGGAGCAGAAUAGAGCUGAGUCAGACUUCUGCUUGAAAGAGAGUAUUUCACUAAGAAGCUAAUGUUUUGCCAUGUAUAAAUGCACGUACACGCACGAACACACACACCUCAAGUCUAUAUGUGGAAGCAAGUACCUUUUCAUUUCAGUGGAGCGUAUUUCCACAAAUGUAUGCAGCAAAAUGUAGCCUAACACUGCAUUUCCAAGCCACUUGAAGAUAUAAUGAAGUCAAACAGAUUAAAUUUAAAUGAGCCAAAUUAAGAUCCCAGAUCCAGUACUUUAAACAUCCGUAACAAAGCUGACAGGCUGACAGAACUGCCCUGAUAGUUUUGUAUCUGCUUGCAACUGUAUUUUUACAAGUUUUAUUUAUAGUUUUUCACUAACAUUUAAAAACUAAAUGAAAACUACAGCUUCAUCAUAACUUAUCCAGCCUAUUUGAAACUUGAAAGAGUUGUCUGGGUAUCUUCUUAGAAAAACUGCUUGCUCAGUACAUACAGACUCCCUUUUUUGUAAUAUCCAUGUGAACUUUUUUGUGUGGUUUUUUUCCUGUCUGUGAGAGACACUGUGAUUUCAUGUUCCCUCUUGCUUAACCAAUAUUCUUGCAAGUGUUAGGGGACUUUCACCUAUAACCAAAUACCUACCUCUUUGGCACAGUUUGACUCUUGAGAUGAAGAGUCAAUGGUGCAUCUUUUUUGAUCCUAGCUGCUAUAUAUAUAUAUAUAUAUAUAUAUAUAUAUAUAUUGAGUUGGACACAUGGGUUCAUAGACCUGAAAAACAAUUGGAGUAUCAGUAAUUGCCACACUCUGAAAUCUAAGUGGAGAGCCUAACUCAGUUUGUGAGAGUAGGUCACAGCUCUAAGCAAAACAGUAAUGUACUAAAAGGAAAUUAUUUCCUUUGCCUAAACUGAUUGUGCUACUCAUUGUAGUAUCAGGCUUUUCAGCCCUCUUUUUUCCCUACUGCAAUCCUCUGUGGCACUGAAACAUGAUCUUGCAGGGUUUCUGGUUCUCUAGAGUGGCUCUGGGAAGAUUAUGCCUGCCUCACUUGUAUUCUUAAAAAUUAUUUUCAUGAGCAACAAGAGCAUUGAAUACAACAACUGGAUGCAACUGUUAAAUCUCUAUCCCAACUAUCUUCACAGACCUGAAAUUACCUAAAUGUCGGAGAGAUUAUAGGGUGCCUAUAUAACUUGUGUCUGCCACUGGUGGGUGAUAUUAAUUUAUGAUUCUGCUGUUGACACAGUUAUCUUUGGCCAGAGGUUCUUGUUUUCUACCAGAGCAAAUAAAUGGUUUUUAGGACAGGCUCUGGUUAUACUAGGAAGGUGUUCAAAUAAGCAGUUAGGACCACAGCAUUUUCCUGUUCAUUUGCCACAGAAAAAAAAUCCUUGUCAGUACUGCAGACAGCUGCAUUUAUUUGCACAUGUAACACGAAAAUUUGUGACCAGUUGUGACAUUGUAUAAGUACAAUGAUAAAAGUUUAAUUUAUACAUUCACACACCAACAUACAAUAUUUUAGAUGGUUGUUUUACAAAUUUAACAGACGCUCUGCCCUUUGUAUAUAAGCCUGUUUGCAAGAAAGCAAGUUUCUUCCAAACAUAUCCUAAUAUGUGAAACAGGAUUUAGCCAAACCCUUGUAUAUUGAAUCGAAAAUGCUAUGCUUUUUCAGUCAGUAGUGCAUUACUAUAUGAAUAAAUUAAAAUAUAGUUCAGUUACUCCUUUGCUGGAUAUAUAGAAUAACUGGGUAUACCAACACAAUUUUUGUAAUAUAGUAAGCAAAUUGAAGUAACAGCUGGGAUAGGAAGUAUACAAGCUCUGGCUAAGAUUUAGAGUUACAGUAUAUAUAUGUAGUGAUGGUUACAGAAGUUCACCAUAGCUCUACACCUUGAUCACUGGGAACUUUAUUUCCCUUCCAGUCCUCUCUGAAGUUUCUGGUUCAAAAUGUUUUCCAGCCCUGCGGGAUCAGGAUCCAGUUGUAACACUGGUUUUCUUCACAGUUGCAACAUUUAAUAUCAUGUUCCCUGUAAAUCAAGAUGUGCUCUAAGUGUGAAAACACACAGGGAACAUGUGAUAUUAAAUGUUGCAACUGUGAAGAAAAAGGCAGUAUACAAGCUCUGGAAAACGUAACAAAAACACGACACGCUAGAUGCUUAAAUCUAAGUUCAUUAUGCAAUCUAUAAUAACCACAAUUUUGAGUGAAUAUUUAGUAUUUUGCAUACUUUAAAAACAUCUUUAUAUUUCAGUAGAAAAAAAUGGCAGUGCUUAAUUGGAUCAGUAAUGUUGAUGCAGUUUAUAAAUAGUAUUGUGUUCUUAAAUAGUUAAUUGGCUACUUUAUAUUAAGGAGACAGUCUGAUACGCAUUGAAUUGUUGUAAGUACACAAUGUGGUGUAUUCAAUUUUUGGAAUAGCAUAUAGUAGUACAUCCAAAAGAAAUCUUCUGAUUCACCCCCAACUAGUUUGUUUUAGUGGAAUACAAAGCAGGGUUGUUCUGAGCAGUAUUUCUGCAUAUUCUAUCAAUUAAUAACUUCCUAUUUGGAUUGUGGGACAGAUACAUUUUGUCUAUUAUUUUCAAUAGAAAGUAUUUGUUACAAGUUGUUUGAAGCACUUUGGAUGAAAAAAAUACCAGGUAAUAUAUAGUAUUGUAGCAUGGAAUUCAUGUUUGCAGUAAACGGAUAAAUGUAACAUAAAAUUCAGCUUUUAUAGUUUCUAUUUUUAUUUUUAUUUUUAAAAAAAUCUGCCGCUUUUAUUGUUGGGACAUUUUGAGAAAGUGAGGUUAAAAAGAGUCUAGUUUCAUAGUACUUCUAGAGAUUUCCUGAGAGUCAGUUUGACCUCUUGAGCAGAAUCAGUGUGUGUUGGAAGCAUAGAGACAACUGUGGGACUCAAAACAAACACACUCCAGAUGGACCCAGGUGGUAAAGUUUAAAAUUACAAACUGCAUACCUGUUCUUGGGAUAAUGAGGGGUGGUAAAAAUAAAAGCAUGUGUAAAAGUCAUUCACUAUAGCCAUGCUCCAUUGUUAAGUGCCAGGUGUUCUUAAAGGGACCUGGGUACAUCUAAGCCUUUCCCACAUGGAAAACAACAUGUGCUAAGAGUAGUUUCCUCUUUUUGGCCAGGCUCUUCAAGCAACCAAAACCCUACAACAGAUCUUACUCAUGUGACACUUUCUUUUGAGGGAAGGGAUGAUGGAUGGGGUGGGCAUGCCUAUGUGCCACACAGCAUAACCACUGAACCAUCUCUCGUUUUUAUUUUCAAUAAUCAAUAUUUCAACGAGUAACAAUAUUCAGGUUUGCUCACAUGUUCAUUCUGUGAGAAACUGAUUGGGGUGCCAACACAGCUUUUACAGUAUUAUACUGCUGUUAGAACUUCUGAUCCUACACACAAUUGAUCAGGCUGCUGACUUAUUUCUAGAAAUUUUAUGUGGUAGUGUUUCCUACUAGAGAUUUGCAUCAUGCAUAAAUGAACAUUGAUUUUUUUUAAGCUCCUGCGAUUAUUUCGAGAUGCGUACCAUAUUACAUUAUCAGUUUCACAAAGCUGGCAUUUAGAUGUGCUACUUUAAAUGUGUUGCCUAAUCAUGGAUUAAUGUUAUUAAACACAACACAGGUUACUUCCCUUUCAAUUUUUGCUGCUACCUGUUGAUGUGGGGAAAUUGGUAUUUCAAAUUUUCAUCUAUUGUCACUGUGCAAAGAGUUUCUUUUGUUCAAAGACUAAAUGCUUCUGCUGUAUAUUUUGUUCUAUAGAAAAUUAUUUUAAAACCUCAUUCAACUUCA